This is a messenger RNA of Neurospora crassa OR74A, 581 nucleotides long. RefSeq lists its product as hypothetical. The record is from RefSeq and is a predicted model, not a curated record. Lineage: Eukaryota; Fungi; Ascomycota; Sordariomycetes; Sordariales; Sordariaceae. The transcript has a single exon. Bases 203 to 535 code for a protein of 110 amino acids.
GUCUCUCUCUCACACUGGCCGAUCAUCACCAACUUCAUUCAAACAAUUGUUCCUCUUGUCUUGGCGUCGACCCAGUCUGGUGGCGAGAGGGCGGGUUAGCAGGGUCACCUUGUCCCUUAGCGCUCUCCCCCUUCACAUCGACACCAAUGCAUGUUCCAAUGCAUGCCCUGUGGACCCUGUCAGCCCCCCCGGCGCUCCCCGGAUGCCACGGGGUUGCUCCACCAAGACUAACAUCGUGGGAACUGGGAAUAAGAGAACCCACAGUGAACGUCAGCGUUCCAAACCGGUUCUUGGAUUUUGUUUUGGGACCCUCCCUCUCAUCGAGAUUCGAGAUGGUCCUUGUGUCGUCGCAGGUGUCGGUCGGCCCGUCUCCCUCCUCAGCUCAACACUAUGCAGAGCAGCAGGAGAUUGCUUGGCUCGACUGACUUUCUGGCCACAAUGCCACACGCCUCCACUGUACCUCUACACUACACAUGCAAACAGUUGUUGGAUACGCCGAAGGGGUCCAAAUCUGUGUGAACAUUACCUUGCCUAGUGUACAUAGUAUUGGUUACAAUGGCGCAAGGGUACUGGUGCCGUUA